AUGAUCUGCCUUUCAGACAACACCAUCCAGUCAAUUUUCUGUUGCUGUUGUUGCUGUUCCGUGCAGAAGAGAGAAGAAAGAACACAAGUUUGCAUGAGCAGAAAUGAAGAACUUUCAGAAAAAUACCCUCAGCACCGAAGGCAGUGGUUUUAUGAAUUGCAAAAGAAUAAGAAAUCUAACAGGGGCUGUGCACAACCCUCAAAACGUAAACCACUGCCUCCGCUUCCACCCUCUGAGAUUAUUGAAGAGAAGAUCCAAGUCAAAGCUCUGUUUGAUUUUGUGCCUAGAGAGCCCUGUGAUUUAGCACUGAAGAGAGCUGAGGAAUACCUGAUAGUGGAGAAGUAUAACCCACACUGGUGGAAGGCAAGAGACCAAUUAGGGAAUGAAGGCUUAAUCCCAAGCAAUUAUGUGACUGAAAACAAAAUAACCAAUUUAGAAAUAUAUGAGUGGUACCAUCGAAAUAUUACCAGAAAUCAGACUGAACGUCUUUUGAAACAUGAGUCUAAAGAAGGAGCUUUCAUUGUCAGAGAUUCAAGACACUUGGGAUCCUACACAAUUUCUGUGUUUAUAAGUGCAAGGAGAAAUGAGGAAGCUUCCAUCAAACACUAUCAGAUUAAAAAGAAUGACACAGGGCAGUGGUAUGUGGCUGAAAAACACUUCUUUCAUUCCAUCCCUGAGUUGAUCUGGUAUCAUCAACAUAACGCUGCUGGUCUCCUGACUCGUCUCCGCUACCCAGUUGGACUAAUGGGCAGUUGCAUGCCAGCCACCGCUGGAUUUAGCUAUGAAAAGUGGGAGAUCAAUCCAAAUGAGCUAUCUUUUGUAAGAGAGAUCGGAAGCGGUCAGUUUGGCAUUGUCCAUUUGGGUCAAUGGCGAGCACGGGUCCAUGUGGCUAUCAAGGCCAUUAAUGAAGGUUUCAUGUCUGAAGAGGAUUUUAUUGAAGAAGCUAAAGUGAUGAUGAAAUUGUCUCACUCACGUCUGGUUCAGCUGUAUGGAGUAUGUAUCCAACAAAAACCCCUGUAUAUUGUGACGGAGUAUAUGGAAAAUGGUUGCCUUCUUAACUACCUCCGGGAGAGGAAAGGAAAGCUCCGGAAGGAAGUACUCCUGAGCAUGUGCCAAGAUGUAUGUGAAGGAAUGGAGUAUCUGGAGAGAAACUGCUUCAUUCAUCGAGAUUUAGCAGCAAGGAAUUGUUUGGUCAGCUCUUCCAGUAUUGUAAAAAUUUCAGACUUUGGAAUGACAAGAUAUGUUUUGGAUGAUGAAUAUAUAAGUUCUUCUGGAGCCAAGUUCCCAAUCAAGUGGUCACCACCUGAAGUUUUCCAUUUCAACAAGUACAGCAGCAAAUCUGAUGUCUGGUCAUUUGGUGUGUUGAUGUGGGAAGUUUUUACAGAAGGAAAAAUGCCCUUUGAAAAUAAGUCAAAUUUACAAGUUGUAGAAGCCAUUUCUAAUGGGUUCAGGUUGUAUCGACCUCGCCUGGCACCAUUGUGCGUCUAUGAAGUCAUGUACAGUUGCUGGCAUGAGAAACCUAGAAGCCGCCCUACAUUUGCAGAGCUGCUGCAGGUGCUUACUGAGAUUGCAGAAACCCGGUGA
Molecule: messenger RNA, 1584 nt
Organism: Suncus etruscus (white-toothed pygmy shrew)
Lineage: Eukaryota; Metazoa; Chordata; Mammalia; Eulipotyphla; Soricidae
Gene: TXK
Product: TXK tyrosine kinase
Exons: 14
Coding region: 1-1584 (527 amino acids)
Biological process (GO): T cell receptor signaling pathway; regulation of platelet activation; adaptive immune response
Molecular function (GO): non-membrane spanning protein tyrosine kinase activity; protein binding; ATP binding
Source: RefSeq, a predicted model, not a curated record